AUGGCACCCUACCCUCCAGAGCGCGUAGCUGAGUCUAAACCGUUCACACACGUCGGCGUCGACUACUUUGGCCCAAUGACAGUCAGAGAACAUGGACUCAUCCACAAGGUAUGGGUGUGCCUAUUUACGUGCAUGGUCACACGUGCCAUCCACCUCGAGCUUGUUGCUGACAUGACCACAGAACAGUUCCUGAUGGCAUUGCGCAGAUUUGUGGCAAGAAGAGGAGUACCGCGCAAGAUCUUCUCUGACAACGCUCAGCAAUUCCUGCUUUCGAAAUCGACUCUACAGCUUGCUUGGGAAGCCAUUGUGAAGGAUGACCACACUCUUAAUUAUGCUGCUUCCCAUGGAAUCGAAUGGAUUUGCAUUGUGCAACUCUCCCCAUGGAUGGGCGGGUUCUAUGAACGGUUGAUUGGAAUCGUGAAGAAAGCCCUCCGUAAGUCUAUUGGCAGACUAGUUCUCGGAACAACGGAGCUGUCAACCAUUCUCGUCGAAGUUGAAGCAGUAGUAAAUUCACGACCGCUGGUGUACGUAAGCGAUGAGAUCUAUACGGUCUUAACACCUGCCCACUUCUUAUCAUUAUCAGCCGAAAUCAGUCUACCCCAAGGGCAUGUAGAAGAGGACCCUGAUUUCGCCCCAACAAUGUCGUCAGCGGAACUGCUACUUUCUACGUGGAAGAAAGGUCAGAAGCGAUUGAAUGAGUUUUGGAACUGUUGGAGAUCUGAAUACCUAACCAGUCUACGAGAACGGCAACAAUCGCAGUUGAAACAGGUUGCUCAUUCUACCGUGAAGCCAAGGAUUGGACAUGUGUGCCUCAUCAAGGAUGACGCGCCCAGAGGUAUGUGGAAACUGGGUAUCAUCAGCGAACUUCACGCUAGUCGUGAUGGAGAAACGCGUUCCGCCACUGUGAGGACGCCCAAUAACAAGCUCCUACGGCGCUCACUACAGCACCUAUAUCCGUUGGAGUGUGAGUCUGCUCGACCUGCUGACCACUCGUCGAAUGAACCACAGCCUCCCGCUGUAACCAACGACGCACACGUCCCUGCAACAGCUUCUCGACCGGUAAGACGAGCUGCUAUCGAAGGCUUAGGACGUGUCCUGGAUUUGCACGAGGCAGACUUGGUUUAG
Molecule: messenger RNA, 1125 nt
Organism: Sycon ciliatum
Lineage: Eukaryota; Metazoa; Porifera; Calcarea; Leucosolenida; Sycettidae
Exons: 1
Coding region: 1-1125 (374 amino acids)
Biological process (GO): DNA integration
Molecular function (GO): nucleic acid binding
Source: RefSeq, a predicted model, not a curated record